Molecule: messenger RNA, 1653 nt
Organism: Conger conger (European conger)
Lineage: Eukaryota; Metazoa; Chordata; Actinopteri; Anguilliformes; Congridae
Gene: anxa1a
Product: annexin A1a
Exons: 13
Coding region: 94-1107 (337 amino acids)
Biological process (GO): neutrophil clearance; arachidonate secretion; regulation of leukocyte migration
Cellular component (GO): plasma membrane; cytoplasm
Molecular function (GO): calcium-dependent phospholipid binding; cadherin binding involved in cell-cell adhesion; calcium ion binding
Source: RefSeq, a predicted model, not a curated record
CAUAUAUACUCGUAGAAACUUUUACCACGCCCCUUGAAUCUCACUCUGCGAAAACCAUUCUCAACCGGUCCGUUUGCAGAACCUUCCUCCAAAAUGUCUCUCAUAAGCCAGUUCCUUCAGCAGGUCGUCUACUUGGGGCCUGCUGAAUCUGCUGUGUUUCAGGGGACUGUGAAUGCCAACCCAAAUUUCAGUGCCAGCGGUGAUGUGGGCGUUCUGGACAAAGCCAUCAAGGCUAAAGGGGUGGACGAGACCACCAUCAUCGACGUUCUGGUGAAGCGGAGCAAUGCCCAGAGGCAGCAGAUCAAGGCUGCCUAUCAGCAGGCAAGCGGCAAGCCGCUGGAUGCCGCGUUGAAGACGGCCCUGAAGGGGCAGCUGGAGACGGUGGUCCUGGCCCUUCUGAAGACCCCCGCCCAGUACGACGCUGAGCAGCUCAAACUGGCCAUGAAGGGUCUGGGAACUGAUGAGGCAACACUGAUUGAGAUCAUGGCCUCCAGGACCAAUCAGGAGAUCAGAGACAUAAAGAAGGCCUACAAGGAAGAAUACAAAAAAGAUCUGGAAGACGAUAUCAAGUCUGACACCGGUGGAGACUUCAGAAAUGCUCUGCUCGCCUUGUGCAAGGCCAACAGGAUGGAAGACGGCGUCCUGAACGAGCCGCAGGCCGACGAGGACGCAAGAGCUCUGUACGAGGCCGGGGAGAAGAGGAAAGGGACCGAUCUGUCCGUCUUCAUCAACAUCCUCACCUCCAGGAGCGGCCCACAACUCUGCAAAACAUUUGAGAGGUACACAAAGUACAGCAAGGUGGACGUCGGGAAAGCCAUUGACCUGGAGAUGAAGGGGGACAUUGAGAGCUUACUCACUGCUGUUGUGAAGUGUGCUGGGAACAAGGCAGCAUACUUUGCUGAAAUACUCAACCUGUCAAUGAAGGGGUCUGGCACCAGGGCCAAAAUUCUGACCCGGGUCAUGGUGAGCCGCUCGGAGGUGGACUUGCAGAGGAUAAAGGAGGAGUACCAGAAGAAGUAUGGAAAAAGCCUAUACCAGGACAUUCUGGAUGACACCAAGGGGGAUUACGAGAAGAUCCUGCUGGCCAUCUGCGGAAACGGAAAUUGAUCCUCAAUAAUCUUGGAGUCAGGAAAGCAAAAUGGCAUUUAUAUCACUCUGCUUUUCAUGCACAGCACAUGUGCACAGUGUAUUAAGUAAGCAAGCAUCAGUGGAGUCUACAUGACCAGUUGUGUGCAAAUAAAGCCGUUUGUAUGAAUGGCAUAUUGGCCUGCCUGUGCCUUAUUGAAUACUACAGUCACAUUGUAACAUUUUGUUUCCCGAUGUGUAAUUAAUGUUAAAAUAUUUUGGGCAAGUGGAAUGUAAAAAUUAAGAACAAAAGUAAAAACAUAACACUGGUGCUUUAGAGGGCUUAUAACUGUCUAUAACGGGGGUGUCCAAUCUUAUCUUGAUUGAAGAUCAUAGAAUCAGGUAUCAUAAUGCUUGGUGACGACAAAAACCUGCACCCACAAUGGCUCUUCGGAUAAGACACCCCUAGUAUACAAGCUCAAUAAAGGAAGUAUUCAAUAUUUAUAUUUGUGAUGUCUUUCACAUGCAUUUACACCAUUACUACCUGUCUGUUUGUUGUGGAAAUAAACCAAAACAAGUCAUCACCAA